Messenger RNA from Ictalurus furcatus (blue catfish), 2012 nucleotides. RefSeq names its product transmembrane protein 59-like (gene tmem59l). Lineage: Eukaryota; Metazoa; Chordata; Actinopteri; Siluriformes; Ictaluridae. The record is from RefSeq and is a predicted model, not a curated record. The transcript is spliced from 8 exons. The coding region runs from base 98 to 1348 and encodes 416 amino acids.
UGUGUGGUGUGUAGGCCCAAUAUUAAUUACUGGGUUGUUUCUCGUUUCCUACUUUAUAAAUAUGAUUGUGUGCACAACACAACAUUAACUAGGAAGAAUGUACGUUCUUUUCUUUAUAAAAAGCGCUUUGUUGUGCGGUUAUAAAAGUCCUGAAUCAAGCGGGGACGCGCGGCGACGCGUGUGUGAUGCUGUGCGUGGUGAUGCUGUGCGUGAUGAUGCUGUGCGUGACGCCAUAGCGCGUGCCCGAUGCGUUGUGGGUGGAGGGGAUCCAGGUCGUGUAGGGAAUCAGGGACGAGGCCAGUGCGCUCCGAGUGAACAGGGCAAGAAGAUGGUACGGGUCGGUAGCGCAGUGUGCGGCGUUCCCGCUGUCUUUCCUCUGCUCUUCGUGGCAAUGGCGAUGGCAGCAUCCGAUCUGUUUGACAACCAACUGGGAGACAUCAGCUACUGCAAAAACCAGUGUCAGAUCACCAUCAAAAACAAAAAAGCUGCCAAAGACUCCAUAAUGAAUGCAUGCUACCGGGGCUGCCGGCUCUAUUCAAUUUGCCAGUUUGUGAAUGGGAACACAGGCUUCAACAACAGCAAGGAGGAAUGCCAGGGAGCAUGCCAGGAAGCAUACAGUAAAUUACUGGAGCAGGAGGCUUGUAGCACAGGCUGUACCAGCCAACCAGCUGAGCCUGAAAUCAAACGGAGGAAGCUCAAGGCCCUGACCAACCGCCCCAAACCAGUUUCAGUAAUGGAUGCUUUGUUUGGUUGGUGUAACGAUGUUGUCAGCUCUGCUCAAAGCUUCAUGUCCUCCACCUGGACUUUCUACCUGCAGGCUGAUGAUGGCAAGGUGGUUGUGUUCCAGAGCGAGCCAGAGAUUGAGUAUUAUUUACCUGAGUUGCAAGCCCCACACUCCAGUGUUGCAAACAAACCUUGGACUGAAGGAAAUCCUCAGACACAGAGGCUACAAUCUGGAGAGCGACUGCAUGGAGAGGGAAAUGAGCUUAAAGCUGAGAGCAAGGGAAAACACAGCAGUCAGCAUGUUGAGGACACGGUUGCAGAGCACGACUUCCUGGGCUGCAUGUCAAGGCGUUCAGGUCUGCCACGUUGGAUCUUGGCUACAUGUCUCCUGUUGUCAAUCAUGGUGAUGCUGUGGCUGAGCUGUGCCAGCCUGGUAACAGCACCUGAGCAACACGUAAAGACUCAGUUGAGCAUCAAUGGAGAUAAGGAGUUCCUAGACUACAUGCCAAAAGUCAACCCCUACCAUCUGACUUCAGUGAUUGCUGUAGCAGUUGGUCAUCAUGAUGAAGAAAAAGAGGCAGGGCCUCUGCCAGUCAAAGUUGACCUGAACAAAACCUCACUAUAAAAUCAUUAUAACGUGUGUAAUCUGUUAGUAUUUCUGUCCCUCAAUUAGAGGAAGAAAUCAUCACAUUUAAGUUUUUUUAAUAAAAAUGCAUGGUUUAUUUAUUCUUAUUGAUAUUCCUAUAUAUAGGAACAGGUUACACACAGUGAAGCCAUUGAGUAAUAAGUAAUAUUGAUAUAGAUGUUUAUUGUGUUCACUAGACAGUGCUGCUUUCAAAAACAUUAAGAACAUGAUUAACCAAGCUUUGAUUGUAGCACUUAAGGGAUUUGGGAUGCUAGGAUGUUCUUUGAACUAGAAUGUCUGUAACGCAGCCAAGGUACUCCUAACUACAGUGAGCAAAAGACAAACAUUGACAGCAUCAUUUUCAAUUUGAUUAGUUAUGUUUGAAUAGAGAUUUUGACACUUGAUUUUGCCACAACAGGAGACAGGCCCUACUCAUGGAAUAAUCAUGUGUACAUACAUGUAGUUAUUUAUUUAUUUCCAUCACUAAUGUAUAUCACUUAUGUAUAAGAUCUUAUUGUACUUUAUCUCUCAUUUAGAUGCUAAUAGAUAAGAUGCUGUGAUUAAGUAGUAUUUACAGAAAGCUUCUAAUAAGGAUUGAGUGAUACCUAGGUAAAGUAAGAAUGUAAAUAUCUCUUUUAUUCUUAAGAUUGUCGAAUGGGAUGAU